ACCGACCGCCCACCCGCCCAUACCCAUAUUCACAAUAUUCCUCCACCAUCUCAAUCGAAACUAUUGUAAAAGACAAGGCAAACCCUAAUCCCCAUCCAAUCUCCAUCAUUCCGCACUGUGAGAAUCAUGUCGAUCUCUGGGCCGGUGCUGAGCACUGAGGAGGAAAAGCAGAUCUGUCAAAAACUCGCAAAUUUGGAUAAUAGAUUGCCCCCUGGGCUAAGAGUGGACGAACCCUCUCUAUGUCGGUGUUGUUUAAAAGGGAUGCACCACUUUUAUCUAUGCCCGUAUGGAAAUAUUGUCCCUGAGGGUGCAAAAGUUGGCCAUGGCUUUAGCCUCUACUGCAAGGACUGUUGCGGGAAGGAAUUCUGGCCUGAUGCAGAGCAGACUUGUGUGUGUUGUGGCGGUACAACUAAGAUGGCUGUUGAAAACGAGUGUUAUAUUUGCGGCGAAUGGGGUGACCACCUUGAACAAGAUUGCGAGUUAGCUGAAUUUGUGGAUUGGGAUGCUAUUAAUAAGCGGACUUACAAGUACCCGCCAUUCUUGGUUGGAGAUGAACUAGAUGAGGCACUCAGGCUCAAGGCAAUGCGGGAUAGAGCUCACUCAAGGCAAUGCGGGAUAGAGCUCACUCAAGGCAUCAUCAGCACCUAGCUAGCUAGCUAGCUAGCUGGAAUUCUCAGGUACGAGGCCAUGAGGAAAGGAGAUGAUUCUAAAACAGGGGAGGGAGUCCAUCAUAUCAUUAUCGUAUCUUGUUGAAAUAAGUGGGCACCGAAUGUGUGUAAUCCCUCGAUGUUUCAAAACUUUACUAUUAUCAAGUUCUGUUUUCUGACCAUAUCAUAACAUAACUUAUCCUCUGAGUUUAAUAUAACUUAAAUAAUCUA
Messenger RNA from Cuscuta campestris, 878 nucleotides. The record is from the annotation of a GenBank genome assembly. Lineage: Eukaryota; Viridiplantae; Streptophyta; Magnoliopsida; Solanales; Convolvulaceae.